UAGGCCUGAUGGUGGAGGAAGUGGGCUCUUGCGCAGUAUUGUGUGAAACCACCGAUGGUCCCAAUCAGUGCCUUGCCCCAGUUGGAAUCUGGCGGGGAUCUUGAUGGUCACCUUCCUUCCAAUUCCCAGAGCUUCACAACAAUGUUGCUGCUGCCCCUGCUUCUGCCGGUUGCCUCGUUUCUCCUGCCAGCAAAGGCUGAAGUGGUACAAGACUUCAAGAACUGCCUCGAGUUCUUUUUGGAUAAGUUACCACCUGGAGAUUCUCUGACGCCAGGCAACCCUGCAAGGAUUUGCCAGUUUUACAAGAACGCCUACCGUUUUGCCACCAUGUACGACCGAGAGAAGCGCAUCCCCAUCUACUCAGCUUACAAAUGCAAGCCCGGACAAGGUCCCAGGUACCAAGGUUGGAUGAUUGAGCCUCAGCUUGUAGAUCUCACUUUAGGCAAGAGCAUGGAAGAUGAGCAUCAAGCCAACAUUCCUGCUGAUAUGAUAAAAAAGAGCCAGGCCACUUAUGGAGAUUAUGCCCAUUCCUUAAAUAUUGAAAGGGGACACUUGAACCCAGUGGGCCAUCAACCUGAUGAAGACAGUCGAGCUGCAACUUCCACCUUGACUAACAUUGUGCCUCAGUUCAGCAAACUCAACCAGGAUGCCUGGGCAAGCUUUGAGAAUCGGAUCAGAAAAGAAGCUCAGGCUUGCCAUGAUAUGUACGUCAUUGUGGGGGUUGUUCCUGGAAAGGAGUACCUCUUGGAUCACCGGGUCAAUAAACCCAGCCACAUCUGGUCUGCAGCAUGCUGUGUGAAGGAUAAGGAGAGGAGGACUUCAUGGGCGGCCAUUGCAAAAAACAGUGAGAAUGAAGUAAAAGAAUGGAGCUUGGAGAAACUACAGAAGGUGCUUGCUGAACUCUAUGGGAGGGAGAAAAUUGAUAUAUUCAACGGCUCCUGUUAAGAGAUACUGAACUGGACCAGGAGCGUGCAUGGGGAGGGGGUGUCAACAAAGUCAAGAUGGCGGCUGUGUCCAUACCAUUGAAGUCUUGCUUUUUUUUAAUGUGCAUCGCACAUGCAAUGCACAUAGAAGUAGAGCAGAGCUUUGAUUGUAUGGUGCAGCCACCAUACUGAUUUUUUUUACACACACAAUCACCCCUUAGCUGGACAUAGUUUUUUUCUGGUGGGCAAAUGUAGUGAAAAGCUCCCCCAAAGAAACGCCAGCAACUGGAGAGAAUCUGAAGGAUCAUCUUAGUUCCAAAGCUAGCAGGUUACAACGAGUCACUCCCACCCAGGCAGGCCAGAAACAGGAACCCCAACAUUACAUAGGUCUUCUCUAGAAUGUUGAUUAAAGAAAGUGUGAGCAUGCUUAGACACUAAUAGGGGAUUCCAA
This is a messenger RNA of Candoia aspera, 1374 nucleotides long. Its product is annotated as endonuclease domain-containing 1 protein-like. Bases 55 to 945 code for a protein of 296 amino acids. The transcript is spliced from 2 exons. Gene Ontology annotation, molecular function: nucleic acid binding; metal ion binding; hydrolase activity. NCBI's taxonomy places the organism in Eukaryota, Metazoa, Chordata, Lepidosauria, Squamata, Candoiidae. The record is from RefSeq and is a predicted model, not a curated record.